This is a messenger RNA of Caenorhabditis remanei, 1323 nucleotides long. RefSeq lists its product as uncharacterized. The transcript is spliced from 9 exons. Bases 1 to 1323 code for a protein of 440 amino acids. The record is from RefSeq and is a predicted model, not a curated record. NCBI's taxonomy places the organism in Eukaryota, Metazoa, Nematoda, Chromadorea, Rhabditida, Rhabditidae.
AUGAGCAUUGAAUUCACUUCCGUGGGUUUUGCUUGCGAGAUGACGGAUGAUAUAGUUAAAAUUUACACUAUUGAACACGGCCUCAUUGAGAUGAAAAACACUGGGGACUUGGAACUCGGUGCAUGGUAUGAUAUCACGGAAAGUGAAAUCGAGCCUUUCCUCAAUUUUGACGAAAAAAUAUGCGAAGUUUGGGAGGAUGAUGGAGAAGUAUUCGCUAAAGUCUUGGCUAUUGGGCCAAACCAUUUUUCUCUCCCAAAGGACAUAAGGAUCAAGUAUAAAUAUGCUGUAUGGUCGCCAUUCCUCAAGUUCUUGGACGAUGGAGACAAUCUUUUCAAGGACAAUAUUAGAGGAGGAGAUGUUGUCGAAAUAAUCGUCAAGUAUUCUCCUUCAGAGAAACACCUCUUCAAAAUUGUGGAUCUCAUCAAGGAGGAUUAUUCGUGCGAGGCCGCUUACGUCCGUAUGGCACCAUGGACUGUCGACUUCAUCGGACAAAAAAUAAAGGAGAUUGCUUACCCUCGGGAAAAUUCUAUUGCCCUCAAUCAAUAUGCUAAAAUCAAAAACGAAAACUUCGUCGUUGGAGUAUGCAUCAACGCGGAGUACGAUAACGUGGCACGCCCAAAAGGAAGAAACUUCGCUGACGGCGGUAAAGAAAAAUGCUCCUAUCUCUUCACACCGACCCAUGGUUUGUGUCGUUGGGUUAUCAAAGAUAUGAAGGCAGAUGUGAAGGGACCAUCGGUCUCACAACCCGCUGAGUAUAAUGUGGCUGACGACAUGUUCACAGUGGACAAAAGGCUUGGAAAUUGGGUUACUUUCUGCUUGCUGGAAUCCUCGACAUACCGACGUAAACAACACAACAAAAGAACUGUUGCUUUGCUCCAUUCAACUGCCACCAAAGUCGCAGAACUUCAAGAUCCGCCAAAAGAAACGCGAGUUGUUAAUGGUCAAGUUGAGAUGGAAGCCAGCUUCCUUUUUGGCCAUGUUGCACUUGAGACGGAGGAGAACCGUCUCAUCAAGGACUGGCAGAUCAGAUUCAAGGGCCUAAGCACGGACGCACAUUUCUGGGACCCCUAUUUGGGGCGCAUCGAAAUAUACCCCAACAACGCAAAGCUCAUUCUACAGACCAUUGAGGCACAUCGUCACAAUCUGGACCAACAAGAGGCCAAAAAACUGGAGAACGAAGCGAUCGUGGUUUCGGUCACAGCAAUUGUCCACAGAAAUUUUUUGGAAAACUUCGAGAAAUAUCCAACCCAGGGAGUUUUUGUUGCCAAGUCAGUCGACACCAUUUGCUACCUCAAUGGCGGAAGAUUGAUUUAUCAGAAAUGA